AUGGCUGCACUGGGAAAUACAGAGUUCAUAUCGCCGGUCCUGCGAAGACCCUUGAAAGCAAAGCCUGCAAAGGCGAUAGUAUCAGCAAGCAAGCCUUCGACAACUGCGAAACGCUCAAAACAAUCGACAAGAGAGACAUGUGACGCGCUCUGGAAGGCCUCACUCCUUCAAGGUUGCGGAUGCCAGCACUGCAUGCAAGAUCUAUACCACAAGAAUACGCUUGUCGACCACCGCCAGCCCUUUCAUCCGAUCAAAGGAUUAGCACCAGGUCGAAAUGACGCCUGGCAUCUGGCAGAGAUAGCUGUCUCAUGGAUCGCAGCUACUUCUGAGCGCACGGCGUCGAGAGAGGCUGCACUGGCGAAGUGGGCCAAAUGGAAUCGCUUCAACUCUUGCGAGGGACUGGGCAUGCCUUUCAAGGGCCGCGUUCACAACUCACUCAGCAAUGAGGCGUUGGCGGAAGUUGCGGACAUCUUUAACGAACUGUUCUUUGCUGGUCAGCUGCCGUCCUCUCGAGUAAAAAUAUCCUGGGGGAACCUCAACAAAGGCAUGCUGGGCUACACCAAGCGGAACACCUUCGGAGACCGCACAUCACGGAUCUACAUCAACAAGCACCACGACCGCCGCCCAAUGACGAAACAGCUUGUGCUUGCUAUCAUACUCCACGAGAUGAUUCACGCCUACCUUGAACAGUACACAUGCUAUCCCUGGUCGAAGGUAGCGUGCGCUAAGGGCAUGUGUGGCAAGCUCUACACGGCGAACAUCGGGUGCUCUGGCCAUGGUCGCGCGUUUCAUCACAUCGCUAAGACUCUUGAGAUCAAGAUGGAGACGGUGCUGGGCUUCAAAUCUCCUCUCGGACGUCGUGACGGUAGUGCCGAAGAACAGUCUUGUGGGGGAGGCCCACGUCCUUGCAUGCGGGAUGCAAGACGACUUUUUGAGUGGAUGCUGGGAUCGGAAUUCUCGAGAAGCGUAGACGAUGGAUUUCGUGCCUACACGGGAUUGCAGAAGAUGUCACACUUAUGGAUGCCACUGAGCUCCUUGAGAAAGGGUCCUACCAACAGGCGGUAUUCAUGCUGA
Molecule: messenger RNA, 1074 nt
Organism: Fulvia fulva
Lineage: Eukaryota; Fungi; Ascomycota; Dothideomycetes; Mycosphaerellales; Mycosphaerellaceae
Exons: 1
Coding region: 1-1074 (357 amino acids)
Source: RefSeq, a predicted model, not a curated record